AUGAAGGUGCUGGUACCCGUGCACGCGCUGUCGCAGGAGUUGGGCGCGAGGCUCGCGCUCUUCGAGAGGGUGUACGGGAGUGAGAUCGCGGUGCAGGUCGUUGACGGAGUCUGCGAUGGCGGACCGACGAGUACCGCGCACGCCGCCGAGGCGUUCUACAUCGGGGACAUCUCCGAGGAAGACGCCCCCCAAGCCAAGCAGGCCAAGCUCUUCCCGACGGAGCUCACGGCGCCGCAGUUCGACCCGGCGGACAAGAUGGUCGCUUGGGUGACCAAGCCGUGGAAGGCUGUGGAGAAGCGGAACGUGGUGGAGUUGGAGAGCACGGUGCCAGAGACGCGCCAGCAGUACGUGCAGGUGCCGGUCGGGAUCUUGGAGGAGCGGGAGUCCCUGCGCAUCGAUCGGGUCCAGCUGGGCAAGGACAUCGAGAAGUGGAAGAUGCAGGAUCUCAAGGCCGUCAAGCUGGAGGCGCAGAAGAGGGCUGCCGUUAUCCAGGCCAGGGUGGCCUCACGCGGGGCCGUGGUGGGCCUGCCCUCGAAGGUGCACGAGGAGCAGGUCCCGGACGCGCCACUGGGCUACUGGAGCGAGGCUCCUCGCGAGCAGAUCGCGAGGACCCGCGAGGCAGCCGCGGCGGUAGCCGCAGCAGUCUUGAAGGCCAAGCGGGCCGCCAAGGCGACGAACGAGCUGCAGGAGUCCGAGCAGGUGGUGGAGAAGCCCUCGGGUCAGUCCUUGGCCCAUCGCGCACGGUGGGAGUCCAUCCGCUGGGACCUGAUGGAGAUCGAGUGCGGCCCAGGCAUCGAGGACAAGAAGAAGGAGCCCGGUGUGCUCCUCGCCCACGCUGAGCCUGGUGAGUUCGGCCCUGCUACGCCCGCCGCGUGCGCUGGUGACGCAUGCGGGCGCGGCCACUCGGAGAAGGACGAGUACUUGGUCGACAAGGCCUUCGCAGCGUGGAGCAGGUCGUUCAAGAUCAAGGAGGCGAUGGAGGCCAAUCUGGAGUACGCGGUGGCGACCCAGAACGCGUACGAAGCCUUCGCCGGCGACGGCGACGGCGGGCACGAGGAGCCGGAGCGGCAGGGAGCGGCAGGCUCCCCGCGGCCUCACCGAGGCUCCGGGGGCUCCUACGACGUGGCCGUCAUCGGCGGCGGCGUGGUGGGUUCCUCCGUCGCGCUGCACCUGGCUGCCCUGGGCGGCCGCGGCGCCCGAGUCGUGGUGCUCGAGCCGGACGCGUGCUACCGGUGGGCCUCCGCGCCGCGGUCUGCAGGCGGCAUCCGGCAGCAGUUUUCGCAGCCAGUGAACAUCCAGCUGUCCAUGUACGGUGUGCAGUUCUUGAAAGAGACGGUGCACGAACUAUGCGCUGGGUCUGGCACGGAGACAGACGUGCAGUUCCGGGAGAACGGCUACCUCAUCUUGGCGUCCCCCGGCAAUGGGGAGAGCGUGUUGCGGGAGAAUGUGGCAGUUCAGCAUGCCGCAGGGGCGGACUGGAUCUCGCUGCUGGACGCGGCCCAGCUGGCCGAGCGCUUCCCCUGGCUGUCCGUCGAUGGCGUCGCCGCUGGCGCCUUCGGCGAGCGUAACGAGGGGUACUUCGACCCAUGGGCGCUGCUUCAGGCCAUGCGCCAGGGCUCCCAGGCGCGGGGGGUGACCUACGUGGAGCAGGCGGUGUCGGGCCUGCGCCUCUCGCCCGAUGGCAGGGUGGACUCGCUGGCGCUCGCGGACGGCAGCGUUAUCCACGCGGGCGCCGUCGUCAACGCGGCGGGUGCGCACGGCGGGCGUGUCGUGGAGAUGUGCGGGCCGUGGGCGGCCAAGCUGCCAGUGGAACCGAGGAAGCGCUGCAUGUGGGCCUUCCGGUGCGCCGGCGGCACCGCCAGCGCCCCCGCGCCCGACGCGGCGCCACUCACGGUCGACCCGGGCGGCGUGUAUUUCCGGUCCGAGGGCUCGCAGGGCCGCUUCCUGUGCGGCGUGAGCCCUCGUCCCGAGGACGACCGUGACUGCAGUGUCGAGGAUCUGGAGCACGCGGACCACGAGCUUUUCGACGAGGUCGUGUGGCCGGCGCUGGCGAGUCGCGUCCCCGCGUUCGAGGCGCUGCGAGUGGAAUCUUCGUGGGCUGGUUUUUACGAAUACAACACGUUCGACCAGAACGCGGUGGUUGGCUGGCACCCGGACGUGAGCAAUAUGCUCAUUGCGUGCGGAUUCAGUGGCCACGGCCUGCAGCAUGCGCCGGGCGCCGGGCGCGCCUGCGCGGAGCUGCUCGUGCACGGCGAGUUCCGCACCCUCGACCUCUCCUGCCUGGGCUUCGGUCGGCUACUGCGGAGCGAGCCCCUGCUGGAGAGGGGCAUCUACUGA
Messenger RNA from Prorocentrum cordatum, 2337 nucleotides. Lineage: Eukaryota; Dinophyceae; Prorocentrales; Prorocentraceae. The record is from the annotation of a GenBank genome assembly.